This is a messenger RNA of Sporothrix brasiliensis 5110, 1623 nucleotides long. RefSeq lists its product as uncharacterized. The transcript has 2 exons. NCBI's taxonomy places the organism in Eukaryota, Fungi, Ascomycota, Sordariomycetes, Ophiostomatales, Ophiostomataceae. The coding region runs from base 1 to 1623 and encodes 540 amino acids. The record is from RefSeq and is a predicted model, not a curated record. Gene Ontology annotation, cellular component: cytosol; microtubule cytoskeleton; cell division site. Gene Ontology annotation, molecular function: GTPase activity; GTP binding; molecular adaptor activity. Gene Ontology annotation, biological process: cytoskeleton-dependent cytokinesis.
AUGUUGCUACGGCGAAGCAAAUCUGGCGAGCUGAAGGGCAAGAAGGCCCAGGCUUUGCGUGAACAAGAGCUCCAGCGUCAGCGCGAGGCUGCGAUCCCCAAGUCCCCGCCCCGUCUUCCCGUCCUUUAUAAUGGCGCCCCGGCUCCCAACCUAGGCAGUUCCUUUGGCGAGCCCGCUCAUGAUGCGGCUCCCACCGACUACUACAACAGCAACUACACACCGCGUCCCUCCAUGGAGCCCAGCCGCUCCGUGGCCAACGUACCCAUCAUGCCGCCCGUUCCCUCGGGCGCCUGGGUUGAUCCCUAUGCCCGCACCGAGAGCAUGACCCACCGUGGCCGCUACAGCUAUGCUAGCAGCGCCAUUAGCACGAUCAACAGCCCCCGCCGCGUUCGCCGGAGGAAGGACCCGACGCCAUUCAACAUCCUAAUUAUGGGUACUCGGGGUUCUGGCAAGACGUCCUUCCUGGAAUUCCUCAAGACCUCACUAGCCCUGCCCGCGAAGAGGCGCGUAAAGACCUUUGACGCCGACGAGUUUGUGCCCGCCGCACCGCCGUCGGGCAACUUCGUCCCCCACUUCCUGGAGACGGAGAUUGAUGGCGAGCGCAUUGGCAUGACCCUGUGGGACUCGGAAGGCCUGGAGAAGAAUGUUGUCGACCUGCAGCUGCGCGAAAUGUCUGCCUUCCUCGAGAGCAAGUUUGAGGACACCUUCAACGAGGAGAUGAAGGUUGUUCGCUCCCCCGGCGUCCAGGACACACACAUCCACGCCGUCUUCCUGGUUCUCGACCCCGCUCGCCUGGACCGGAACAUUGCCGCAUCCAAGAACGAGCAGAACAUGAACGGCAACGGCGUGGACCGGAAUGGCGGCCCUGUGAAGUACGUCCCGCAAGCACGUGUGCUGGGUGCGCUGGAUGAGGACCUCGACUUGCAGGUGCUGCGUACGCUGCAGGGCAAGACCACGGUGAUCCCGGUCAUUUCCAAGGCCGACACGAUCACGACAAAGCACAUGAGCGUGCUGAAGAAGUCGGUCGCAGACAGCCUUAAGCGGUCGAACCUGGACCCUCUUGAGUCGCUCGGCCUGGACGACCUUGACGAUGGCGCAAGCACGAUCGAUUCCAACCGUAUCGAAGAGGAGAGCGACGAGGAGACGGCCGCCGCCGAGGUUGGUGGUGUCCACACCCCCGUCGACAACAGCGAUAUGGACGUCGCUGCGUUCUCGGACGGCGAGACCGGCCUGCCGAUCCAGGGCCAAGUGCGUGCGUCCUACACACCACCCUCGCAGACGCCCAAGUCGUCCAAGCGGCUGUCGUCGACGCCUGGCCGUCGCAACCGCGAACGCGACACAGAGCACCUAGACACCAAUGAGGACGACGAGCCACCCUUCAUCCCAAUGUCGAUCAUCAGCCCGGAUAUCUAUGAGCCCGGUGUUGUUGGCCGGCAAUUCCCCUGGGGCUUCGCCGAUCCGAACAACGCAGACCACUGCGACUUUUUGCGCCUCAAGGAUGCCGUCUUCACGGAGUGGCGUGGCGAGCUGCGCGAAGCCAGCCGCGAGCAAUGGUACGAGGGCUGGCGGACCAGCCGCCUCAAGCAGGGCGGCCGCAACACCCGGACGUCCCUGCGCCGAUAA